GCAGCCCGAGCUGGGAACCCAGAAAAGCAAAGAAGUCCUGGGACAGGCACGGCCGGGACAAGGAUUUGUGCAGCGUGGAACAACAGACAUCCUGCCGGGACAUUCCCGCCCUCCCCGUGCAGGACCCUGUGACAUGCCUAGGAAGGAGCUGGGGAUGGCUGGCUGCAACUCUGGCAGCUGUGACAGCAUGGUCAGCACAGCCUCCAACCACUCACAGUGUGGUGAUAAUGGUUAUGACUACUUGUCUGUGGAAGAGAAAGAGUGUUUGAUGUUCUUAGAAGAAACUAUUGGCUCACUGGAUGCAGAAGCAGACAGCGGAGUCUCUACUGAUGAGACCGACUAUGUGGAACCCUCCAAACUGCCCAGGACACAGCCUCAGAGAGACUCCAUUCCCCAGGAUUUGGAGAAUGGGGCUCCCCCUUCAAGCACAGGUCAGCAGCAUGGGGCUGAACAGAAGAGUGAGAAGAGCAUCUCAAAGUCAUCUCCAGCAGCAGUUCCAAGCCCUGGCUAUUACAGUCUUCCGAGGAGCAUGACUGUAUCAAAUGGAGCUUCUGACAGCAAAAUGACUGUCUGCACAGCAGAGGACCCGGUGCCAGUAGAUAAAUAUUCACAGGAGAUGGCCAAAGAGGACAACCUUGACCAAGCCAGCCCAAGAAGCCACAUGAAGUCUCCAGGAUCCUGGAUUAUCCAGCCUCCAGAUCCCUUCCAGGAUGACCUGGUGAGCCACGAGUGGUCACGUAGCAAUUGCUCAGAUGCCAAGAGAGAAACAGCCAAGGAGACCAAGACUUGGAUUUCAUGGAGCCAGACAGAGAAACCCACGUUGGAAGAGGCUCCUCAGGACCCUGAUGCUAAGCGUGGGCCUCCAACUGCCCCCAAACCACGAAAAUUGCCACCAAACAUUAUCCUGAAGACCAGCAAAAAUAGCCCCAUGCCACUCACCACGGAGCCCAGCCAAAAGGUAAAAGCAGCGAUUCCAUCCUCAGGCUGCUCUCAGCACAGCUCUGCCACUGACCCUCCUGCUGAAAAGGCGUCUUCGGGGCACCUGGACCCCAAGGAGAGGGAGAAAGCCCAUCGGGAGGCAUUGGAGAAGCUUGGGCUGUCCCAGGACAGGAAGGAGCCCAGCGCCCACCUUCAGCCUGCCACACACCCCCAGCCCAGGGCCACGCUGCCCCCCGUCCCCGGGGAGGCUGAGGCCGGCUGCGGGGCCGCGGCGAGGCCGGUGCCGGGGCUCCGGCAGAUGACCUUCAAGUCCAACACCCUGGAGCGCUCGGGCGUGGGGCUGAGCAGCUCCAUGGCCAGCACCAAGGAGCAGAGCGUCAAGACCAGCAGCUCCCUGGGCAAGAUGUCCUUCAUCGAGCGGCUCGCCCCCAGCUUCCUGAGGAGCAGCCGCCCGCGGCCCGUGUCGCUGGGGGCAGGGAAGGACUUUGCUGUGCUGAGGGAGCCCGGGCAGGCGGAGCAGGAGAAGAGCAGCAAGCGCCGCUCGCACCCGCUGCAGAGCUUCCCCCGGCCGCCCCGCGCCAGCGUCAGUGUGAAGAUCUCCCCCAAGGGCACGGCCGACGAGAACCGCAGAGAGGCACUGAAGAAGCUCGGGCUGCUGAAGGAAUAGCCCUGCGGCUGCCAGCGCUGCUGGAAAAGGGGCUUUUCACCCCAGACCCGGGUGCCUUCGCUGCCUGUCCUCGGGCAGCACAGCCAAAAGGGUCUUCUGCUGUGAUGUCCUGCCCCGGCGCCUUGGCAGAGGUACCGUGAGAGUUGGAGCUUCACACCAAAUCCAUGCCACGUGUACAUAACAUUCUGUACAUAGCAAGUGUAUAUGAGCUAUUUAUAUAAAGCAUCACUCAGCAUGUGGACGGGGCAUUUUCUUCUACAAAGUCUUUAAUGCAUUUGGGGAUUCACUGAAACAGGGAAGCCAUGGAAUUGGGAGUUUGGUUUCUUUUAAAAGGGGUUGCCCAUUGGUAAAGCCUCUCUGGGAAGAACUGCAGGACUCUGCUGCUCCUUCAGGAUUUUAUGAGGGUUUUUUAAAACUUAUCAAAACCUCUGAGGUCUGAGCACCCAGCUGCCCCACACAGGAGCUUUCCAACCUGGAUACAGCCUCCUGACAACCUGGAUAUUGCACUUAGAAGACGUACAAAUGUCCAUGUUCAUUACAAAGCCACAGUUAAGACGCGACAGACUGUGGUGGUGGCAGAGCUAGAAGUGCUGCCCAAAAUCAGAGAGAUGCAAAUCUAAGACAAUGCCAUUUUGUUCCCUCUCACUCUCCUUGCAUCUUUCAGACCCAGCUGAUGCUGCCUACUUUUGUUAUAAAAGUGGCUUAUUUCUGUAAUAAAUGUGUAUGUCAUCAGAACACGACUGUGUAAGACAGAUUUAUCCUGCAGGCAAAGCUCUGUUAAAGCUAAAUAACAAGACUUAAAUUUCAGUAUCUCAUGAGUUGAGGACUGUGAGUGACCCAGACAGCAGCUGAGCACUGCAAACGAUGGAGUCUUCCAUGGCACUGCCAGACUGAGUCAGGUAACACAGGACCUGCUGCUGCACCUGUCAAUCCCUUCCAACCUGCACCAUCUCCUGGGUCUGGGGGGGACACAGCAACAUAGAAUCCUUUUGGCUGGAAAAAGCUUUUGGAUCCUUGAGUCCAACCACUGACUUCACAGUGCCAAGCCCAGCACUAACCCGUGUCCCUGAACAUCUCCCACAGCAGCUGUGUUAGUUGUGCUGCAUUAAGAGCUGAACUUAAAAGGAUCAUUUUAUUUCCUUCACCAAAAAGAAAAUCUUCCAUGCAAUCCUGGCUUUCAGUGUGUGACAUCUAGAGGAGUCUCUGCUAAUAAAGCAAGUGCCUUAGUUGCUAACAGGCAAUUUA
Molecule: messenger RNA, 2851 nt
Organism: Colius striatus (speckled mousebird)
Lineage: Eukaryota; Metazoa; Chordata; Aves; Coliiformes; Coliidae
Gene: C22H1orf116
Product: chromosome 22 C1orf116 homolog
Exons: 5
Coding region: 134-1606 (490 amino acids)
Source: RefSeq, a predicted model, not a curated record